Molecule: messenger RNA, 1533 nt
Organism: Cercopithifilaria johnstoni
Lineage: Eukaryota; Metazoa; Nematoda; Chromadorea; Rhabditida; Onchocercidae
Source: the annotation of a GenBank genome assembly
AUGAUGGAUGAUGCUGCAAAGAAAGCACGAGAUGAAUAUCUCAAAAAAUACCUUGGCGGAGAUGACAAAAAAUCAACGAAGAAACAUAAGAAGAAAAGAAAGAAAACUGGAUUGAAAAUUUAUGAAGACGAUGCUUUCGCUGAUGUUGCAGCAUGUAUCGAGCAAACUUCUUCAGAUGAUGAUAGCAGCAAAAAUAUUGAAGUAUUGGAAAAGGUAAAAGAGCUACAUUCAUUGUCGAAGUUCAAGCCUGCAGCAUUUGAAGCUGUCGAGAUCAAAACAGAAAUAAAUUCACCAAGAAAACGACAUGAUUCUUCAUCGGAUGAAAAUGUUGUACCAGAUGAAAUAUCUCUUCCGACUACCAGUUCAAAAGUAUGGGAAAGUGCUUCAGUCAAGAAUAAGGAUUGCUCUAUUGAUCAAAAAAUUGCAAAACAGACCAAGGCCGACUCAAAUAUUUCUUUUCCAGUUCAGAAAAUAAAGGAUGAACCACUUGAUUCAGACGCCUCGCCUCCAAGAAGACCAACGAAUUACGCGACUCGAAAUUUUAACGACGAUGAUUCGGAUGUUUCACCUCCAAGACGCAGACAACCGACAAAUAAUUCUGACUCAGAUCUUUCUCCACCACGUAAACACGAUGAUUAUCAUGGAAUUUCAAACCGUAGAAAAGAAUUUGGGGAUUAUGAACAUCAAAAACGGAGGCGAAGUAGUAGUGUCGACUCUUGUCGACAUAAAGGAAAUAAGUGGGAUUCUAAUGCAUCACUAUAUGACAAAAGCGUUGAACGAAGGCGAAAGCAUUAUGGAGAAGAUCGAGACAAAAGUUCUAGUAGACUUCAUAGACGUCGUGAAGGUCAUCAAGGACGAAAAGAUUCUUUUGAUGAUAGUAAGACGUCACAUCAUAGUAAAUGCAAUCAAACAAAUGACGAUGACGAUGAUGUUAAACCGAUGAUUGGAAAAAGCACUGGUCUUAGAACACUGGAAUCCCAUCGAGAAGAAAUGAAACGACUUCAGGACGGCGAAACAAAAUUACUCAAGAAUUGGGACGAAUACACAAGUGGUAAAAAUGCAGCAGUUAUUCGUCGUGCCAAAUUAACUGGUAAAGAACGUGAAAAGAAGGAACGUGAAGCUAAAAAGCAACAAGAAUUAGAGGAGAAGUAUAAAAUUUGGAACAAAGGCUUGCGACAAUUAGAAGAGCGAACUCAAAAAUUAAAUGAAAUGGCUCGAGUGGCACAAGAAGAUUUUACACGUCAUGCUGACGAUAAAGCAAUGAAUGAACAUUUGAAAAAGCAAUUGCACGAGAAAGAUCCGAUGUAUAAAUACGUAAAAAAGAAGAAGGAAAAUGCAGAAAUAAAAAGUGGGACUGCAUAUCCAAAAUAUAAGGGAAGUUGGCCACCGAAUCGUUUCAACAUUGCGCCAGGUUAUCGAUGGGAUGGAGUAAAUCGUUCAAAUGGUUUUGAAGAUCUAAUAUCUCAAACGGCUAAUCGAAAAGUGGCUCAACAUACCGAAUAUUACGAAAAUAUUGCGAAAUAUGAAGUCUAA